Messenger RNA from Zalophus californianus (California sea lion), 2758 nucleotides. Its product is annotated as interferon-induced protein with tetratricopeptide repeats 1B-like. Bases 78 to 1526 code for a protein of 482 amino acids. Gene Ontology annotation, cellular component: cytosol. Gene Ontology annotation, molecular function: RNA binding; protein binding. The transcript has 2 exons. The record is from RefSeq and is a predicted model, not a curated record. NCBI's taxonomy places the organism in Eukaryota, Metazoa, Chordata, Mammalia, Carnivora, Otariidae. Gene Ontology annotation, biological process: defense response to virus.
AAUUCCUUCAGCACUGACUUGAGGCAGAAUCCGAAAAUUUCAGAAGAACCAAUCAGCUGGGAGCCCCGCUUUUCAGAAUGGAAGACGAGCAGAUGGCAGACAUGAGUGACAAAUCAAAUGGGAAUCCCCUCGAAGAGAGCCUGGUUCAACUGAGAUGUCACUUUACGUGGAAGUUGCUAGUUGAAGACACCGAACUGUCUGAUUUGGAAAACAGGAUCUUGGAUGAGACUGAUUUCCUAGACACCAAAUACAAUGUGGGGACCCACAACCUGCUGGCCUAUGUGAAGCACCUGGCGGGCCAGAACCAGGAAGCCCUGGGGAGCCUGCAGGAGGCUGAAGGCUUAAUCCAGCAGGAACGUGGUGCCCAAUCAGAUGUGAGACUUCUGGUCACAUGGGGCAACUACGCCUGGCUGAAUUACCACAUGGGAAGACCCGAAGAAGCCCAGGCUUACCUGGACAAGGUAGAGAACACCUGCAAGGAGUUCGGGGCUCCCUCCCGCUACAGGAUGGAGUGUCCCCAGAUGGACUGUGAGGAGGGAUGGGCCUUGCUGAAAUGUGGAGGAAAGAAUUAUGAACGGGCCAAGGCCUGCUUUGAGAAGGCUCUGGCAGUGGACCCGGAAAACCCUGAAUUUAGCACUGGGUAUGCGAUCACCACCUACCGCCUGGACGUCUUUAACAAAGCAACACAGGUUAGUGAGGCAUUCUGUCUGCAGACCCUGAAAGAGGCCAUCAGGCUAAAUCCAGAAGAUGCAUAUAUUAAGGCUCUCCUUGCCCUGAAGCUUCAGGACAUAGGCCAAGAAGCUGAAGGAGAAAAGCACAUUGAAGAAGCACUGACCAACACGUCCUCGCAGACCUACGUCUUCCGAUACGCGGCCAAGUUUUACCGAAGAAAAGGCUCUCUGGACAAAGCUCUUCAGCUCUUAAAAAUGGCCCUGCAGGCCACCCCCUCCUCUGCCUUCCUGCACCACCAGAUAGGGCUUUGCUACAGGGCACAAAUGAUCGAAAUAAAGAGAGCUGCCAACUGGCAGCCCAGAGGACACAUUAGAGAAAAUGUCCACAGAUUGGUUCACUUGGCUAUAGAUGAAUUUCAAAAGGCUUUGAUGAUAAGGCCCACAUUUGAGUUGGUUUAUGUUGUACUGGCUGACAUGUAUGCAGAAUUAGGCCAACACACAAAGGCUGAGGACACUUUUCAGAAAGUGCUGUGCAUGAAGAACAUCAACGAUCAUCUACAGCAAAAGAUUCAUUACCACUAUGGCCAUUUCCAAGAAGUUUACAAGAUAUCUGUACAUAAAGCAAUCACCCAUUAUUUAGAAGGUCUCAAAAUCAAGAGAGCCUCCCACAACAGGGAAAAGAUUCUCACUGCCUUAGAGAAGCUGGCUAAAAGAUGGGUUCAACAAAAUGUACAUAUGGUGGAAAGUUUGAGCAUCCUUGGGUUCAUCCACAAAUUGAAAGGGGAAGCGAGUGAAGCCUUGGAGUGUUAUGAGAAAGCUCUCAGGCUGGCUGCUGACUUCAACACCGUGAUUUGAACUAGAGGUCACCAUUACCUGUUUAAUGUGUUCAUAGCUAAAUAUAACAAACAUCUUUGCUGAUCACCGCUUUCAGAAACAUAGAACAUGCUGAAAUACAAAACAGUUGAUAGAACACAGACUCAGCUGCCUGCUGACCCCCCUCUUUCUUUCCUCGCUGACCCCUCCCCCCUUCUUUCCCCUUCUGUCCAUGCACCCAUGAAAGGAGCAUCCAUUCUUCUAUAACACAUCCCUGUGCUCAUUGGCCAAGGCCAAUGAAUGCUGUUUGGGGCACCUGUUACCUGCUAGACCAACAAGAGUCCUUUUCUUUCUGGCUUUGCAUCUGGAAUGAACAGCUUCCAUCCUCAGUCCAUCUGGUCUCCUGGACAGAGGAGUCUUAAACAGGGAAGAUUUCAGCCCCUCCUGGGCCCACACACCAGUCACAUGCCAGUGUAGCUGUGUGCACGCACCCGUGUAUCUGCAGGCACAUAACCACAGGAGGCCCACACAUUGGUCCAAAGACACUCCUGCUGCUUGGUUCACACACUCAAGGCAUGAAUUCCUGGAGACGGUGAUCCUGAACCAGGGGCACAGGCUGCUCAUAUACACAUGCCUCACACAUCCCUCUCCACACACGCUGAUUCUUGAGCUCACACAGGCGCAUUCCUGCAUAUUUGUGCACAUAUGCAUUCUGUAUUUGGAAAAUAUCUGACACCAACUACCCACUCAGAAGUUAAAAAGCAUAGGAAACAGAAAACAAAAACAGAAAGGAUAUCUUUUUCAUGUGGCCAGGGGCACUGACCUAUCAGAUCUGAAGGCAAAGCAAAUGAGCAAAGAUGAGAAAGAAAAAAAGGAGAAGGGACUUCAGGGGGUCACUACCAUGUUCCAGCCCCAGGGCCCAUUUCCCAGGGCCCUCCUGCAGCCAAGACCUGCUGCUCAGUGAGUCAAAUCUCUAACCUCAUAAGAAACUCAAACUCUUCCGUAUACGUUUGUCCAGCCACUGGCAAUCACAAAGGAUCUAUGUGUUCCAGACAUGUGGCUGGACAUGUACUCACAUCUAAGAAAAAUUAAAGUGUAUUGGGGAAAGACAAAUAAGGGAAAAGCCUAUUUAAGAGUUGCCAGCUAAACAUGACAAAUACAAUAAUGCAGUUUUUAAGUGCUUGCUGUGUGGUGCAUGAUACAACCUUCUCCAGUUUCUAACUAAAAUAUUUUCUCCCAAAACAUUCAGUAAAAUUAACCACUUGAUAAGCUAA